This is a messenger RNA of Phycomyces blakesleeanus NRRL 1555(-), 1460 nucleotides long. RefSeq lists its product as hypothetical. Gene Ontology annotation, cellular component: high-affinity iron permease complex; plasma membrane. Gene Ontology annotation, biological process: iron ion transmembrane transport. The record is from RefSeq and is a predicted model, not a curated record. Gene Ontology annotation, molecular function: ferrous iron transmembrane transporter activity. Bases 99 to 1220 code for a protein of 373 amino acids. The transcript is spliced from 3 exons. Lineage: Eukaryota; Fungi; Mucoromycota; Mucoromycetes; Mucorales; Phycomycetaceae.
UUCUUCUUCUCUUUGCUUUGCUUUGCUUUAAAUCAUUUUUUUUAAAAAAAAACAAAGGAUAUUUCAACUUUACUCUUCUUUACUUAAUCGUGCACAAUAUGUCGCAAGACCUCUUUAGUGUCCCAAUUUUCUUUAUUAUUUUCAGAGAAACGACGGAGGCAUCUAUCAUUGUCUCUGUCCUUCUCUCAUUCUUGCAAAAGAUGUUUGAUAAAGACACGGCUAUUUACAAGCGUCUGAGAAAACACGUUUGGAUUGGCGCUGGCUCUGGUCUCUUUAUCUGUCUUUGCAUUGGUGCUGCAUUCAUCGCUGUCUGGUACACUGUCUUGAACGAUCUGUGGGGAAACUCUGAAUACAUCUGGGAAGGCGUCUUCUCUCUUAUCGCUACUCUCUUGAUUACCGCCAUGGGUCUGGCCAUGUUGAAGACCGAACGCAUGCAAGAAAAAUGGAAGGUCAAGCUUGCAUUGGCCCUGGAAAAGAACAAGGUCGAGAAGAGUACAUUCAAGGAAAAAAUGCAGCGCUAUUCGUUCUUUAUCUUGCCCUUUGUCACUGUGCUCAGAGAAGGUCUUGAAGCAAUUGUGUUCAUUGGUGGUGUCUCUUUGAGUAUUCCAGGUAAAUCUAUCCCAAUUGCCGCAAUCAUGGGUUUUCUCUGUGGCUGUCUCGUCGGUUUGAUUAUCUAUCGUGGUGGAUCUCUUCUCAAACUUCGCUGGUUUUUUAUCAUCUCUACUGUUAUCUUGUACCUUGUGGCUGCUGGUUUGAUGGCCAAGGCUGUCGGUUUCUUUGAACAGAACGCAUGGAACGGCAUUAUCGGUGGUGAAGUAGCCGAAGAAAGUGGCUCAGUAAUUGGCUACAGAGUCUCUACAUCUGUAUGGCACGUUUCCUGGGGAAAUCCUGAGCUUAUGACCGAUUCUAAUGGUGGAUGGCAAAUUUUUAACGCUAUUCUUGGAUGGAGUAAUGUCGCUACCUUGGGUACUAUUAUCAGUUACUGUCUUUACUGGGUGCUUGUUGCUGGUCUUCUGGUCCACUCUUACUAUAAGGAUAGACGUAACGCUAUCAGAAGAGCUUUGAGUGGCGAAUGGAGAAAUGGCGAUGAUGCUCUUGAAGGAGCCAAGAAAAUACUCGAUGCAAACGGUGAACUCAUUAUCAACACAUCCAGUGAAGGCAAUAGCGAAAAUGGAGUUAUUGUAGAAAAGAUUCCUCAACAAAACAAAGACAAAGUCUAAAAACCUAUUUAGCAUAUCUUACUCUUCUAUCUGUUAUUGUUUCUUCCUUUUACCCCACCUUCUUCUGUAACUACCUAUUUAUCAUUUAUCCUUUAUUCUCUCUUUAUUUCUGUCUUUUUUUUUUAAUUCGUAUAAUAUAUAUAAAAAAUACUGAUAAUCGAGCCAUCGAAUAAUUCACUUAUACACAUAUUAUAAUAAUAUAUUAUUAUUAUUAUUAAAAAAAAUACCUCUUUUCCUGUC